Varanus komodoensis (Komodo dragon) is the source of this 2426-nucleotide messenger RNA. RefSeq names its product protein kinase C and casein kinase substrate in neurons protein 3-like. Gene Ontology annotation, cellular component: cytoplasm; endosome; plasma membrane. Bases 112 to 1380 code for a protein of 422 amino acids. Gene Ontology annotation, biological process: cytoskeleton organization; regulation of endocytosis; plasma membrane tubulation. The transcript has 10 exons. Gene Ontology annotation, molecular function: protein binding; phospholipid binding. Lineage: Eukaryota; Metazoa; Chordata; Lepidosauria; Squamata; Varanidae. The record is from RefSeq and is a predicted model, not a curated record.
UUCGGCCAGGAAUUUUCCAGGCCUUAAUCCAUCUUCCAACUACCAACAACCCCUCUUUCCAGAUCUGAGUUCUUCUGGAGUGGAAGCAGCAGCAGCAGCGGCGGCGGCAGCAUGAAAGAAAAAGCAGAAGAGAAGGAGAACGAGGGAAAGGGUGACACCAUGUCUGUGAUAUACAGUGAGGUGGCAGCAGAUGAACCCACAACUCACAGCUUCUGGAUGCCCAAUCACUACCAGAGCACAGUAAAACGUCUAGAUGAUGGGUACCGUGUCUGUGACCAGAUUGUAGCAUGUUUCCAGGAGCGUGCAAAGAUUGAGCGCAGCUAUGCCUUGAUGAUGGAAGAGUGGACUCGCAAAUGGCAGCCCCUCGUUGAUGGGAGCCCUGCGUACGGCUCCCUGCUGCGGGCCUGGCAGGCAUUCUUGGGUGCUUCUGAGAGACUGAGCCGACUCCACAUGGAAAUGCAAAGGGCUUUGGUCUCAGAAGAUGCUGCGCGCAUCCGGGCAUGGCAACACGACUCCUACCACCGCAAGCUAUUUGGGGGCUUCAAAGAGGCCUGUGAGCUGGACAGUGGCUUCCAGCGGGCACAAAAACCCUGGACCAAGAAGCUCAAGAAGGUCGAGAAGAGCAAAGCUUUGUACCACAAGGCCUGCCGGAAAGAACACAUUGCAGCCCUCCGGGAGAGUGGGCUUCAGGCUGCGGCAGGGGCUGAGGUGCCCCCAGACCGGCAACGUGCCCUGCGAGAGGAACAUCAGCGCUGCAGCCAAGAAGCCAACAAGGUGCGCGAGCGCUACGAGAAGGCCCUGCAGGAGCUGGACCGCUGCAGCCCGCGCUACAUGGAAGAAAUGGAAGCCAUUUUUGAGCAGGGGCAGGCCCUGGAGCAGAGGCGCAUUACCUUUCUCAAGGGAUCCUUUCUCGCCCUGCACCGGCGCCUGGAUGUCACCGCCAACCCCAGCAUCCAAGCUGUUUAUAGUGACUUGCACCAAGCCAUUGAGGAUAUAAAUGACCAGGACGAUCUCAAAUGGUGGCGUAAUCGACAUGGACCAGGGAUGCCCAUGAACUGGCCACAGUUUGAGAGUUGGAACCCUGACCAGGAGCGGCCACAGGUGAAAGUCAAGAAAGGCAAAGAACCAGAGCAAGCAACACUCCGCAGCAUCACCCCUUCCCAGAGCAAUGCAAAGCCAGCACCCAUGCAGGUGUCAGGCCAGCGGGUCCGUGCCGUGUACGACUAUACCGGUCAAGAGGCAGAUGAACUAAGCUUCAAGGCAGGAGAGCUGCUUACCAAGCUGGAAGACGAGGACGAGCAAGGCUGGUGCAAGGGGGUGACCGACAGCGGACGUGUGGGGCUCUAUCCUGCAAACUAUGUGGAGCCCGUACAGGGUUAGCCAGACAGACAGCAGAGGGGAGCCACGGGAAGCGGUGGGGCUCACGCAUACCCGCACUGGGGCUGUGUCUCGCCCUCACUUCUGAGAUCGCACCGUGCAAGCACAGAACAGUGCAAAGUGCAGCUUCCUUGGAGACGUGGCCUUUUUUUGGUUUUUUUUUAUGAGCAUGCAACUUUCUCAUUCAUAGGACACGACAUUAAUCUUGAAAAUGUGGGUGGGUCAUGUGGGGGAAAUCUCAGAAAUCAGGGAGGACUGGUGGGUGGGACUGGGCGAAAGUUCAAGCAGAUGGAGGAACAGUGUCUGAGUUGCACCCAGCUUCUUGCCUCUUCCGAUAGCUGUAGAAUAAAUUAUGCAGAACAAAGCCACUGAUGCUCAGUUUGCAUGACUUAUUCAGGGGAAGACAGCUUUUGGCUUGAGGGGGGUGGAGUAAUAGACAGCCCUGAUCAAUAGGUAAAGACAUAGAAAGAACUAUGGACAAGGUGCAACCUGGGAAGCAAGUGCAGCCUUACACAAGGAGAAAAUGUGCAAUACACACCAGUAAUUGCAUGCACUUGAGGACACACACAUCCGGUCUGAUUUGCAGACUGCAUGCCUGCACACCUACACAGCUGCAGAUUCUAUGCCUGCCUCUCUUUGAGGCACAAGCAAAUAGAUCAAGGAGCCUUUAACUUCCUAUUAGUGUGUGGCCAGAGGGCUGGCCAACACCUCUAGAAACUCUGAGACACACUCCAAAAGAUAAUGACAAGCCAAUCAAAGGAGACAUGCAAACCGCCCAGAGAGUUCUGUGGGCUGUGGGGUGGUAUAUAAAUGUAAUAAAUAAAUAGUAUCUUGGUAUCACCAGGAAAAGCUCUUUAGAGAUUGUGAAAUGGUUAUCAAAAUAUUAGUCACACAUGGGUUGUGAAGGGUGGAGUGAGAUAAACAUGUAAUGCAACUGCUAAUCUAAACUUCUCCCACAUGGCAACUCUGGAAAACUGGAUGUUUGCAGGCCUCAGCCAUACAGUAAGCUGAAUGUUACCUCUCCUUUCUGGAUUUAUGGUUCUUUUUUU